AUGGGUUUCGAAUCGACGGCUACCGAUAAUCAUAAAGCACAACCAUUGCCUCCAGCUCCAAAUCGGAUCGACACGGCCAAAUUUCGCGUCGACCCACGCCGCCCAUCAAAGCCAGUUACCGGCCGCAAUCAUCUUUAUAUCACAAACAAAACGUGCAUCCCUGCGCAGUUGAAGUUGAUCGACGAGUUACUCGCAGAUCGAUUCGAUGAAGUAUACCUCCACGGUACCGGCGCCGUGCUGAAUAGGGCUCUAACGCUAGCACUGGAGAUUAAACGAAGGAACAACGGCUCCAUCGAUUUCCAGAUACAGACCGGAACGCAACAUGUACGCGAGGACAUUCAACGGAGGCCUUUACUCCCAGACGAGCCGGAUGUAGCCCCCGACUUUCCGGUUCCAGGGAUUCAAGGCGUGGCAGAUCCGACGAAAAAACAAUACUUCAACAGUGUGCGCACUCGCCCUGUCUCCGCCGUCCACAUUAUGCUUCAUCGUGCCACCGCC
Mesorhabditis spiculigera is the source of this 498-nucleotide messenger RNA. The record is from the annotation of a GenBank genome assembly. Lineage: Eukaryota; Metazoa; Nematoda; Chromadorea; Rhabditida; Rhabditidae.